AUGUCUUCCCAAGUUGCUGUUGGUAAGAAACGUUGUCUAGAGAUUGUCGAUCCUGAUAGUGACUCAUCGCAAAAACCACAAAAUCGUAAGCGUUUCCUGCGAUUCCUUAAGUCCCACGAACGUAAGUUUGGGUUGACACCUGUAGCUCGCGACAAAAUUACGGGCCAAGUGACGUUAGUCGUGUGCCGUUUCUGUCAGUUUUUUGGACGUGAAGAACGGCCAGAGAAGCAAAGACGUUCGAAAAAGAGUGUGAAAUACUUUCGAUAUUCGUUUCGAACAGAUCAGUAUCAACAACACCACGAACUAUCGCACUGUGAGACAUGGAGACGAUAUCAAGCUUGCUCGGAUGAUGAAAAAGAAACCUUUUUCUCAUCUUGUUCCGGAGUUAGCGAGGAUUUUCAUGGGAUUGGACUACUGGAUGAUCAAAUUGAAGUGGGAUCAAACGAAGAGUGGAUUUCUAAACCCUCAAGCAACGACAUGCAAAGGCGUUUUGAUAUUUUACCGGCGAUUGUGGAGUUAGUGGCCGUGUUGGCUACAGGACACGCUGAGCCGAGUACGACUCAUGAGUUUGAGACUCAAAGUUCUGAAAUUGUGUACAACGUACUUCUGUGGUGUCCUCCUAGAGAUACGUUUCAGUCCUGUAAUUUGGUGGGGACGGAAGGAGGUUUAAUGUACCGUGUCGUGGUCCACUCGCGCUCACAAAUUGACUGCUUGGUGAAACUCGCUGCGGCUGGAUUGUCGUGUCGACAGAUUUCUAGUAUGAUGCGCUCGUUUCGAUUUCACGCUCCAGUUUUCUUUCGCGACGUGAUAUCUCUCGAGUGUGUCUCUUGCACUGAAGUAUGUCUAGACUACAGUGAAGACCAGACGGCGGCUUACGUUCGUCUGAUUAUUGCAGCCAGCUUCAAUGCUAUCUCAAAGCUGCUGCAUGGAUGCUGGGCGUUCUCAUUAGUGCUUCGAGCGUGCAUGGACCACGCCCCAAUUCGAUCGUAUCUAGAGUUCCGCGUGAAGAUUUACACUGGCGGUGCCUUGUACAAUAUUCACCUUGUUACUAUCCCAUCUUUUGAAAACGCAUGCGAAUCAAUGAUGUUUGAAACACUAGAACAGGUGCUCAAUGUCAUACUGCCAAACUGGAAACAGCGACUUAUCGGCAUUGCAACGGACGGCGACGCCCAAUUGCCAGCUCGGGUUCUCGCUAUUGCUGCGCGAUUGCAACAGGAAGCGUCAGCUUCAGUUGUCUUUAGCACUUCGAGCGCAUGUCAUCAAUUAGACUGUAUUGUGUUUAACUUCUACUCAUCUCUUCAGGGCGGUUGUUUUUUAAUGGUACUGAAGGAAUUGUCCGCAUACAUCCGCCGACAGCCAGAACUACUUGAGAAAAUAAGCCCACCCCCUCCAUCGUGGAGCGCAAGUAGAAGCUCUUUGACUUCUAAAAGUAAGUGGAUUGCGCUCGGAAAUGAAGUUGAAUGGAUCGCUACACAUCGUGCAUUACUGACUCAACACCUUGAAGCCAAAAAUCCCCCAAGUGCGCCGGAUUGCUCGUGGUGGCUAUUUUUCGCAGUAGUAAAUUGGGUGGCGACUCGUGCAAACAAGACAUUCGAGAGAUUGUUACGAAAUCGUACAACUCUCGCUGAGCAAAGUAGAGAUAUUGCAGCAUUUUCAAACGAAUGUGCCACCGCAUUCCAUGCCCUGGGUCCUUUACACGAUCCACUAUUGUCCCCGAUGAAUCAUAAUAUGUUCAAGUCAAGGAACGAAGUCUUUGCAUUGAGCACGCGAAACAUAGUUGCGUUUAUCAGAGAAAACGAUGAACACUCAAUUCGGAUCCUCAACACUGCCGAUGCCCCAAUUGUUGACCUCGCCGCGGAAAAUCUGGCACUUUGUGGUGUCAACAUGAUCGAGUCGUUACUGGAGCUUAGUCGUGCCGUGAAAAAUGAGCAAAGCCAAAAAUUGACAGAAUGCGGACCUCGAACUUUGACAGUAACAGAUUUGAUGCCACCGACUUUGCCGCAUGAAUUUGCACAGCUGAGUGAGCGUGACUUGACGUCUCUUUUGGAGACGUUUGGCUCCACAACGCGCACCUUUUUCAGAGAGAAAGGCAUUACUCGACUAAAAGAAGAGUUUCAAAAUUUGCGUCAAGAAGCUAAAUCCGAGACAGCGCUUCAAGCAGCAUUAGCGAGAUGCAAUGCGGACACUCCAUUUAAAGAAGCAUGGGCAUCGACAGCGAGCCGCUUCAAACAUUUGGAGUGUUUUGCCGGCGGGUUUGCCAGUGUUUUCCCCUGCGAUUCAAUUGCUACCCAUGGAAGUACUAACGCUUUGGCACUUUGUCGAAACGAAGUCGAGAAUACUCACAAUUUGCUUACUGACUUUGCAGUUGAAGGAUCACUACAUGCUCAACAAUUUCAAUCGCUGAUGGCUCUGAGUGAUAAAAUUAACGAAUUCGCCCAUGAAAAUGUGAACUGUCGUGUAAUACCCUCACACAAUAGACCAAAUGACUUUGAAUAG
Molecule: messenger RNA, 2496 nt
Organism: Plasmopara halstedii
Lineage: Eukaryota; Oomycota; Peronosporomycetes; Peronosporales; Peronosporaceae
Exons: 1
Coding region: 1-2496 (831 amino acids)
Source: RefSeq, a predicted model, not a curated record